Fragaria vesca subsp. vesca is the source of this 2349-nucleotide messenger RNA. RefSeq lists its product as uncharacterized. The record is from RefSeq and is a predicted model, not a curated record. Lineage: Eukaryota; Viridiplantae; Streptophyta; Magnoliopsida; Rosales; Rosaceae. The transcript has 4 exons. The coding region runs from base 1 to 2349 and encodes 782 amino acids.
AUGCCGCCGACAGCCCAUAGAACAGUCCAUGUUGGGGCCAAUCUGUUCCCAGAAAGCGUGGAAGGAGAGGGUCCGCCACUGCUCCUAACACCCGUUGAAGAGAGGGUGCUAGAGUCAAAAGGAGUAAAGGCGGCCCUGAUGGCCAUGCGGGAUAGUGUGGUGAAUCUAACCACGAGAGUAAAUGAAACAGAAAGGCGAGCGGCACAUAACCUGCCAGGUAUGGGAUUCGAGGAAAGAGGGGGACCGUUCACAAAGAUCAUCACGCAGACCUUGCGCUCUCAUGCGGCUAAGCCAUUGAAGUUGAGCUACGGAGGCGAAGGGGACCCGCAUCUCUUCCUGGAUAGUUUUAAGUCCCAUACUAACGCUAAAGAUUACUCAGAUGCCAUGUGUUGCAACAUGUUCCAGGAGACACUGUCAGGAGAGGCACUGAGUUGGUUUUACGAGCUCCCGGCCGGAUCGAUAGACAGUUUCAGGCAACUGGCAGAUAGGUUUGUGAACCGUUUCAUAUUGCGUAUGGAUGGGCAGAGCACCCCCCAGCUGUUCAAAGUGAAACAGGGACAAGGUGAAGGGCUAAAGGCCUUCGUGAAUCGCUGGCAGGGAGCCACCGCUAAGAUGAGAAAUUUCGACAAGAAGGUGGCGGAAGAAGCAUUUUACGUCGGCAAGAGAAAGGAGGAUAGGAGGUCCGAGUCCCAGGGGCAAACCAUCCAAGAAGUAAGAACAUGGAAAGGGGAUCAGGAGGGACAAGGUUUCACCCCCAGCAAAAGGUAUAAAGCGGGAGGUAGGAAGCAGGCCAAGCAGGUAGGAGGCCCGCAGGGAAAAGGCAAAGGGGGUUAUCAGGACGGCGGGUUCAAAGCAGUGGCUCCCGCAGCUAGAGAAAACUUCACUACCUUGAUGGCAACUCCCGAGGUAGUAUGGAACGAGAACAAGGGCGUAAUCCUAGGGCCACCGAUGAGGAAGUUUCCGCCAUCCAGACUGACAAGGGAGGACAACGGGAAGUACUGCGGGUAUCACGGAGAGGCCACACAUGCAAUUAACAACUGUGUAGAGCUCAAGAAGGCGAUCGAGGGCCAGCUAAAAGGGGGGAAACUGCAGCAGUACGCAUGGGUCAGCAGAAGGAGGCGGGGUUCCGGUCUACGGGACGAUCAACACUAUCCGUGGGGGAGCACUCAUGUCAAGGUGAGCUGGAGAUCGGUGACAUUUGAGGAAGGAAAAGAGCAAGGAAUCAGGCAGCCCCACGAGGACCCGUUCCUAGUCACCGCGCAGCUGGAUCAUUACCUAUUCAAGAAGAUCCUAAUUGACAUCGGGGCAUCGGUGAAUGUACUAUUCAAAAACGCAUGGCAAGCAUUGAGAAGAGGGAACAACAAGGUCAUACAGGACAAUGAGCUGUUGAUAAGCUUCUCCGAGGAUGUGGUGCAACCUCUGGGCUCGAAUCAUAUUCCUGUGAUCCUGGAGAGCGUAGAGGGGAACACGUUGACAACAGGGAUAGAUUUUAUAGUCGUCGAUUGUGACUCAUCUUACAACGGGAUAUUGGGGAGGCCGACCCUGUGGAAGGUGAAGGCGUUCAUUGCUGGGCACAUACUGUUGAUGAAAUUACCUUUCCCUGCGGGUAUAGUGACCAUCUGGGGGGAUCAGCUGGCAGCGAGAGGAUGCUACGCCAUCGACCAAGAUAAUGGAAGGAGAAGGGCAGAAGUGUUAGUUUCAGGGAACCCGGUGACCCUCGUGACGGAUGCCUACGAGGAUCCGAGGAUUAAUGCCGCAACUGAGGGAACCGAAGCCGAAAAGCCAGGAUCUAUCGAGGAAACGGAAUUGAUCUGCAUCUCAAACGAGUUCCUAGCAAGGACAGCAAGAAUAGGGACAGGGUUGCCUCCCGGAGUGAAGGAGGAGCUUAAAUGUCCCCGGGAUCUUGAAAGACAUAGUGACACACCGGUUGGGAAUCCGAAAGGCGUGCCCCUGGUGAGGCAAAAACGCAGGUCGUUUGACUUGGCGAAAUAUGAUAUCAUCAAGGGAGAGGUACAGAGGCUGUUGGACAUCCAAUUUAUCAAGGAAGCUAGGUACCCACAGUGGUUGGCCAACGUGGUCAUGGUCCCAAAGAAAGUAGUGGGGCAGUGGAGGAUGUGUGUGGAUUAUACUAGCCUUAACAGGGCCUGCCCCAAGGACAGCUUCCCGUUGCCACGAAUAGACCAACUCGUUGAUUCCACCUCCGAGUUUGAGAUGCUAAGCUUCAUGGAUGCAUAUGCAGGCUACAAUCAGAUAAUGAUGAACACAACAGACGAAGAGCACACUGCGUUCACCAUCGACAAAGGAGUGUAUUAUUACAAGAGGAUGCCAUUCAAUUUGAAGAACGCGUGA